This is a messenger RNA of Closterium sp. NIES-65, 1014 nucleotides long. Lineage: Eukaryota; Viridiplantae; Streptophyta; Zygnematophyceae; Desmidiales; Closteriaceae. The record is from the annotation of a GenBank genome assembly.
AUGCUGUGGCUAGCACUCACAUUGUCCUUUCUAGGGUUGCCAGCCACCGCUACAGCCGAUUCCUUUGCUCCUGUCGCCUCGUCCGAAGCGUCCUCGUUAGCAAUCGCAACGUCAACUGUCUAUAAUGUAGCAGCUGCAGCGGAUAAUGGCGGGAAACAGGUUAUCAAAGUGGCUUGCUUCGUGCCGCUGGAGAUUCCUUUCGGCCAGGCCAUAUACAGAGCAUUCCUCUCACCUUCGCCUGUUUUCGCCUUCCUUUCCCCAUCUUCCUUCCGUCCCUGUCCACGUGUAGCCGUGCGAUUGGCCGAGGCGCAGGUCAACGGCAACGACCAGCUGCUGCCAGACUACAGGAUUGAGGUCGUGCCAGUCAACACGAGUCUCUCCACCACGCAGGCUGCCGCCGCAGGUACAACCCUCUCUCCCGCUCCCCCUGUCCAUGCGAGUGUGGUUGAGUCUCUCUCACACCCCCCUUGCAGUGGUGCAGACAAUGCUGGCAGAGAGGGUGGUCGAAGCAGCGAGCCCUCCCUUUCCCACCCUCCCUCCUCUCCACCCACCUUCCCCCAUUGGCAUUCUUCCACACCUCCUGCAGUGGUGCAGACAAUGCUAGCAGAGAGGGUGGUGGCAGCAGUGGGUCCAACGACCUCCUCCCAGGCGCACGUGCUCUCGGCCAUCCACACACAAGUGCAGCUAGCAGAGAGGGUGGUGGCAGCAGUGGGGCCGAUGACCUCCUCCCAGGCGCUCGUGCUGUCCGCCAUCCAUACGCAAGUGCAGGCGGGUGCUUGCCUGGACUAUUGGGUUGAGCCGACUCUCAUGAGUCACAAUGCCGCCUGCCUCCUGGCUCCCUCCCCUCUUCGGCCUCCUUCCGCCACGGACCCCUCCCUCUCAGCCGCGCCUAUCUUUGUACCAAUGGUCUCCUAUUCUGCCACGGAUCCCUCCCUCUCUGCCGCCUCCUACCCCUUCUUCACGCGCACCAUCCGCAGCGACGCUCUCGAGAUGCAGGCCAUAGCGGGUGAGUGA